CUGAUAGAUUGGAUUAUCGUCAUCAUUUUCGUAGGACUUGACUUUUUUUGCUCGAAUAUAAGUAGAAUGCAUCAUCGUUGUAAUAAGUCAUGUUUCCAUUCCUCCAGUUCUAUUGAAAAUCAGCUCAAAGUUCACAAGCAAGACUCAAAAUAUUACUUCACUUAUACCAACCAACCAUUCUACUUUAUAUAGAUCAUAUCUAUACUCUUCCUCCAUAAUGUAUAAACAAACCAUCUUAACCUCCGCCCUCUCUCUUCUCUCUUCCGCUCUUGCUCUCCCCCUUGAGCCCCGAGACACCCCUGAAUUCACAAUCACCAGCCUUAGCGCUGCCUUUCCGUAUCCCGGAGUCUACGGGCUCGACUCCGUUAACUCCUUUGUCAAUGUCGCCGUAACUUACCCGGACGCCUCAUCAACCAGCAGCGCCGCCCUCAACACAACCUGCAGAGUUGCUUGGCCUGCUGGCACCAACCCGGGUCCAACGGAAUGGACUGCGUGCGCCAAUCCGGGGUUGCAAUUCCGUCUGCCAGCCGAUGGGUGGACUGGCACUACAAACUUCCGCGUCGAGUUAUUUGAGGAGCUCGAUUCUAACGGCGCGGGUCUAGAUGCCACACACAUUCUCACGUCCAACCCAGGGAACUCAAGCGACCCAAAUGCGUACAUGUUCUGUCUCCAGAUGGGCAAAUUCAACCCCUUAACUUGCACCUUAACUGGCCCGUGGGGCCAGUCGGCGAGGACUGUGGUCAUGUCUACCACUAAUGAGAACGCAAGGCCGAAUUAGAGCAUUAGACAUAGAGCUUACUCCUAGACAAGCAGGAUACGGCUAGGAAAGAAUAGACUGGGGGCAUCUUUUUAAAACGGGAUAGAGUCACACGACUUGGUUGGGAUAUGCACAAAUAGUAACGACUUUAAAGAUAGCGUGCCAGUACAUACUCAUAAUUCUUUAAUACAAUUAUUCCCAGUUUUUAA
Messenger RNA from Daldinia loculata, 966 nucleotides. RefSeq lists its product as uncharacterized. The transcript is spliced from 2 exons. The coding region runs from base 218 to 778 and encodes 186 amino acids. The record is from RefSeq and is a predicted model, not a curated record. NCBI's taxonomy places the organism in Eukaryota, Fungi, Ascomycota, Sordariomycetes, Xylariales, Hypoxylaceae.